AGGAAGCCUUUUGUUUUCAUAAUAAAUCUACCGCAAAAAUAUUAUCAUUUCGGCAUUGAUUUCGAACGACGAAAUAACGCAGAUAAAUUGUUCGAAAAUGUUCAAAUAUUGUUUCCAAAGAGGUUCCGUUUGGCGUGCUUUGCUGUUUAGUUCUGCAAAGAAUAUAUCAGUCACGCAACGCAACUCGUUUGCAUGCUAUGACAGAAGCCCUGCAAAAAUAUUGGUUCCAACAUGUUCCCCGAAUGUUACCCCUCUUCGCACUAUGUUCAUACAAACGCAGGAUACUCCCAAUCCAGAUAGUCUCAAGUUUCUCCCCGGUACUCCGGUGUUGGAGAAAGGACAAACGAUGGACUUCCCCACCACCGCAUCGUCUCUCAAGAGUCCGCUGGCCAAGCUGCUGUUCCGCAUCGAAGGUGUGCGGUCGGUAUUUUUCGGGCCCGAUUUUGUGACCAUUUCAAAGCACGAGGAAGCCGAAUGGCGUCUCAUUAAGCCGGAAGUUUUCGCCGUAAUAAUGGACUUCUUCGCUUCCGGAUUGCCGGUGGUCAUAGAUGCGAAGCCCACCGAAGACACCCAAAUCCACGAGGAUGACGACGAAACGGUACAGAUGAUAAAAGAACUGUUGGACACUAGGAUCAGGCCAACGGUGCAGGAAGACGGUGGGGACAUUAUUUUCAUGGGUUACGACGAUGGCGUUGUGAAACUGAAGAUGCAAGGAUCGUGCUCAUCGUGUCCAAGCUCGAUUGUGACGCUCAAAAAUGGGGUGCAGAAUAUGCUGCAAUUCUACAUACCGGAAGUCGUUUCCGUCGAACAGGUCACGGACGAGGUGGAUGACGUUACCGAGAAGGAGUUUGAGAAAUUGGAAAGCAAAAUUCAACUGAAGGAAGAUAAAUGAGUUGAUGCGUAUGUGAUCUGUAAAUUAUGAGAAGAUGUGAUAUAUUCGUGGAGUGAAUGUUUAGACACAACGCUUCAUACAUUUAGUUCUAUUUUAGUAGGGUUUAUAAUAUAGUCGAGAUAAUGACAGUGCGUUAAUCACUAUUAAUUGUUUUCAUCACUCAAUAAGCUGCUGCUAAAUCAUGCACCAAGUAAAAGAUAAGUUAGUCCUGGAA
Toxorhynchites rutilus septentrionalis is the source of this 1106-nucleotide messenger RNA. RefSeq names its product NFU1 iron-sulfur cluster scaffold homolog, mitochondrial-like. Bases 98 to 892 code for a protein of 264 amino acids. Gene Ontology annotation, molecular function: iron-sulfur cluster binding; iron ion binding. The record is from RefSeq and is a predicted model, not a curated record. Gene Ontology annotation, biological process: iron-sulfur cluster assembly. The transcript is spliced from 2 exons. NCBI's taxonomy places the organism in Eukaryota, Metazoa, Arthropoda, Insecta, Diptera, Culicidae. Gene Ontology annotation, cellular component: mitochondrion.